Molecule: messenger RNA, 400 nt
Organism: Acanthoscelides obtectus
Lineage: Eukaryota; Metazoa; Arthropoda; Insecta; Coleoptera; Chrysomelidae
Source: the annotation of a GenBank genome assembly
CCGUUACUUAUCCCGUAUUAUGGAAUAUAGCGAGGAAAUUUUUAAUUUCCUUUCCAUCGUCAUACCUAGCGGAAACGGGGUUCAGCGCUGUUACCAAUCUCCUAACGAAAAAAGAAACAGACUGGACAUCAUUAGCCGAGGAGAUUUAAGAUUAACCCUUACAAAAUUGACGCCAAAUGUUGAUAAUUUUUUUUAUUUCUUAUGUUAUUUUAUUUAUAGUUUAUUUUAUGUUUAUUGGUGUCUGACCAAUAAAUGCCCGCAUUGGGAAUAAGUACCCUUUAUAGAAAAUAUUUUUUUUUAAAUUAUUCUGAAAAUUCAAGGAUAGGUACACACUAAAAUUCGUUAAUUUUUUGCCUAUUUUUAGAUAACUUAAACGUAUAAGAAGCGGAAUUUAAUCAAA